AUGCGGCGUUUAUGCCCAACCCCGUACGUCUCAGGCGAUGGCUUGUGGUCUCCUGCGGUGUUUCGAUAUGUUGCCGCCCGCUCUCAACACCCGCGAGGGGAUGUGGACGGCCUGUUGAGAGAAAUUAACCGCCUGGGAGCCCGGCGGGGUCGUGGCGGACACAAACUGCGGGUCUCGGCUUCAAUGCUGCGAUCAAAGCAAACAAGUAAAGAGGUGAUGAAAAAACAGGAUCCAUUGCAUGAGCAUUCAACAAGGCAGAAGGAAGUUGUACGUAAAUUACAAAACCCAGUGGUGAUUGCAGAGCCACCCAUGUAUACAGAUAUUGCGUGUACAUUACAAGAGUUAGAAGGUGCGCUGUUUCAAUUAGCAAAGAAUGAAUCUCUGGAAACUGAGAAUCAACAUAUUAAUAUGCAAUCCAAAAGUAUAGUUAAGGAGAAGAAUAAUGAUGAUAAUGAUAACAAAUUAUCUGAAACUUCUGUGGAAUUAAAUGAAGUUGUUGGGGAACAUUUAUCGGAAAAAAGUUCUCAAGAUCAAAACACCAUCAAGACAGCUGGAUCUCAAGAUGUGCUUUCAUGUUGGUCGAAUACCGAAGAGACUGUAGUAGAUCCUUUAGAAAUUGAUUCGGUACUUCACGUGACAUCUUUACACAACUCAAUCUUCACACUUGAACUUCACAAACAACCCCGAUCCAUACGAGGGAUUAUUACUCUAAUAAGUCAAACUUUAUCUAAAGUGGAAUCUUUGACAGAGUCGACGAAUUCAGAAAUAACUUUGAUGUUUCGUACAGUGCCCAACCUUCCUUUCUUUACACCUCUGCAAUCUGAACUUGAGUUGACUCCUUUAUCCCGACUUGAGUUAAUGAUGUCAAAGGAAAGACUGUUUCAACGUAUGCAAGAAGAUGCUUUAACUCGAGGUAUAUCUUUUAAGGCAGAAUUACAUGGUUCUGCACUUGACUUUGGAGCUGAGCUUUUCUUUUUUUGUAAUGGUUCCUUAGCAUCUAAUUUGGAUACUUCUUCUAUAAAAAUAGGAUUUCCAUCUAUUCCCCUAGGUGUAUGGCCAUCUCCAUAUGUAGUAAAACAUGUUUCCUUUACAAUGAAUUUAUUGGAGAAUGCUUGUAUUGUGAUUCCCACUCUACACACCCUCUCAUGGGAGAAAAUAAAUAAGACAUAUCCGAAACUAAUACGAGGAUUACAAUCCACUGAUCAUGAAAUAUCCCGUAUAUGGGAUAAAGUUUAUUUAUUUUCUUUGGAAAGUAUGAAAACAAUAUAUAGUUUUUUUGGAUUUAAGUCAAAAUAUUACCCAAUAAAGAAGAAAAGAGGGGAUUUUAUUCUGGAUCAAUGGGAUGUAUAUUGUGGAGUUGUGAAAUCUACAGAUAAAAACAAUAGAAUCAAUACUAUUUCUUAUUCUAAAGAUAAUGAAUGUUUGGAAUUGUAUGCGACACUUUUGGGAACUUCUGAAUUUCUUAAUACAGCAACGGUUGUAAAUUCUCUUCGUCGUAUGCACCGUCGACUGUUAGAACCACCACCAUCACCUCGUCUUGAAGAGUAUGUAGAGAUGGGUUUAACAGACUUAAAUAAUGGUAAGAAAUUAAAUUCUUUUUUGGUUUUUCCUGAAGGUUCAUCACCUGCAAUCGUUCGAUUAAUUGCUGAGCAACGUGCUAGUAGAGGAAGUUCAGAGAUCCAAACUGCUAUGAUGUUUGGGGAUGCAGAAUAUAUGAAUGAGGCGGUAGAAAUGUUAGAUUGUGCCGUCAUUGUUACACCUUUGUGUCCAACAAAGUUAAUAUCGACUUGUGAAGGAACUAUAAUGGAGGUUCAUUUACGUAGUACGCCAAUGGUGAGUACUGAGAAAAGGAAAGAAAUUCUCUCUUCUGCUUUAGCCUAUUUACAAUCUAAAGAAAUACCUUAUAUUGUGAGCAAAGGUGAUGUUGGUAAACGUCUCGUUGCAGCACUCUCAAUGGAAUUAUGUCAACUCUCUCUGGAAGUAGAUAUGGGGAUUAUUGAAGCUAUUGCAAAACAGUAUUUGGGUUUCCGAAUUAGUCCAUUUCAACUGAUGGAUUAUUAUGACACAUCACGACUUUCACGUAUGCUACAACAGUAUACACAUAUGAUAGAGGAAAGACAGACCGUUUCUGCAGCUUUUCAGUUAUUAUCUCAGAUGAAUGUAGAAGGUUAUGGUGGUGACUGUAGUUGCCAUGGCGGUUUUUAUAAUCGAACUGGUCAUUUAAACCGAGAUGUUGUGAGUAUGAGUAUGAGGCGAAAACAAAUUACGUGGAAUGAUGUUCUUAUCCGACUUUUAGCUGUUCUUGUGAAUGAGAGUUCUUCUAUACUACUAGAAGGAUGUGUUGAAACUGUACAAGAUAUUAAUCUUAUUUCUAUUAGUGCACUUACGUUAAAUCCAUCUACUGGUGGAUUACUCUCCUGUGUGGAUAACUACAUUGAGUUUGCAACGCUUGUAAAGUGUAUGUUGUACAUGUCAAGAGAACUUGGGGUCAUUUCUCCACCUUCUCCGUUGCUGCUGGCGAUGUUUGAAAGAGGUGAAACAUUCCAAACUCUUUCUAAAGAGACACUUCUUCAGUUAAAGCAAAAGACAUAG
Molecule: messenger RNA, 2592 nt
Organism: Trypanosoma theileri
Lineage: Eukaryota; Euglenozoa; Kinetoplastea; Trypanosomatida; Trypanosomatidae
Product: 3-hydroxyacyl-CoA dehydrogenase
Exons: 1
Coding region: 1-2592 (863 amino acids)
Biological process (GO): fatty acid beta-oxidation
Cellular component (GO): mitochondrial fatty acid beta-oxidation multienzyme complex
Molecular function (GO): enoyl-CoA hydratase activity; long-chain (3S)-3-hydroxyacyl-CoA dehydrogenase (NAD+) activity
Source: RefSeq, a predicted model, not a curated record